Molecule: messenger RNA, 1098 nt
Organism: Rotaria socialis
Lineage: Eukaryota; Metazoa; Rotifera; Eurotatoria; Philodinida; Philodinidae
Source: the annotation of a GenBank genome assembly
AUGAUGGAUCUUGAUCCUAUGAUAAAUAUUUCACAAAAUGAAAAUAAUUAUUCAGAUUAUGAUGAUCGACCCAUUCGUCCAAUGGAUCAAGAUGCUCUUAAUGAAGCACUUGCUCGUUUACCGAUUCUUGUUGAUGAAGAUGAUUUAACGAAGAGUUCAGAUCCGAAUACAAGUAUCAAAGCACGACGGCAACCCAUCCUUGCAUAUUCAACAAGACGAAAAAAUUUUUCCGGUUUUAGUGUUAAUGAAUCAGUAUUGAAUGUUACCGAAACACCGAUAAAUAAUAAACGUAAAUUAGGUGGAUGUACACCAAUGAAUAAACUUAUUAAACAAAUCGAUGCUCGUCAAGAUUUAAUGCACCUGAAAGAAGAAAAUAAAAUUCUAGAAGAAGCUAAAAUUAAUUUACAACUUGAAUAUACUUUACUACAGAAAACACACGAAACUCAAUUGGAAAUAUUAAAACAAGAUCAUCAACAACAAAUUGAAACACUUAUACAAGAACAUAAUUCACAGCUUGAACAAUUCAAUACAUUGCUGAUCGUUAAAGAACAAUUACUCGCUCAAACUAAUUUAGAACUUGAUAAUAUUCGAAACAAUCAUACAUUGUUAUUAUUAGAAAAAGAUACACUUGAUAAAAUUGUUGCUGAAUAUCAAUUCAUAAAAGAUGAAAUGAAUAAUAAAUCAAUUGAAGACGAAACCACUAUAAAAAAACUACGCGAAGAAAUUGACAACAUAACAAGUAUUCAACAACAGAAACAAUCAACAUUGAAAUCUUCUCUAGCUAUGGGUCGCAUGCCAAUAAAAGAAAUAACAACUGAUCGAUCACGAACUACUAAUAAUACUAAUUCGAUAAAUACAAAGAAUGAAGCCAGCCGAUCGAAAUCAAAUAAUAAAACUUCAAGUGCACGAGCAUUAGUAUGCUCAACACCAUCUGUCAAUACAAAUUUGAAUAAACCCGUUCCAACGGCCAAUAAACCGCCUUUAUCAAAACCUAAACUAACUGCUAUUCUUGCCGAUAAAAAGAAAUUAACAUCGACAGAUAAGCACAAAAGUUUAGCGUCUACACAUCUUAAACCGAAAAUAGUCGCUGUGAAAUAA